Soboliphyme baturini is the source of this 273-nucleotide messenger RNA. The record is from the annotation of a GenBank genome assembly. NCBI's taxonomy places the organism in Eukaryota, Metazoa, Nematoda, Enoplea, Dioctophymatida, Soboliphymatidae.
AUGGGCGGUUGGGGAUGCAUCGUUAAGAAAAAGACUUUGCCGCUGGCAAUCAGCUGCGACCUCACAUCAUUUCGUGUUGCUGAGCUAAUCCUGCAGGAGGACAAGGCGAUAUCACUAGAGAUAACCGAAGUUUACAACCAAAUGUGGUAUGCGGACAAUGAAGAGAUGAAGCAGUUCUAUAAAGGAUUGGAAAGCUUAAUGCAGAAGACGCCCUGCUACAGAGGAGUUUCAUCGGUUCAUGGUUUGGAAGUGGAGAACGAAACGUUGGUCUAA